This is a messenger RNA of Alternaria incomplexa, 1041 nucleotides long. RefSeq lists its product as uncharacterized. The transcript is spliced from 4 exons. Gene Ontology annotation, molecular function: peroxidase activity; heme binding. The coding region runs from base 1 to 1041 and encodes 346 amino acids. The record is from RefSeq and is a predicted model, not a curated record. Lineage: Eukaryota; Fungi; Ascomycota; Dothideomycetes; Pleosporales; Pleosporaceae. Gene Ontology annotation, biological process: cellular response to oxidative stress; response to reactive oxygen species; hydrogen peroxide catabolic process.
AUGCUACUCUUCGACUCCAUCACCUUUUCCCUCUCAAUCCUCUCCACUGUCCCAAUCACACGCGCCGCGUUCUACUAUCCCACACCCGCCAUCUCCUUCCUCGAACACAUCCUCGUCGACAACUGGGGCGCUUAUGCUUCCAAUUUCUCCUCCGCAAUCACCCCUUGCACGAAUUAUGUUUCGCAGACCGGUACUACAGGGCUCAAUAGUGGUCGCACCACCGCUGCCCAAUGGAUGCGCGUCAUGUUCCACGACUUUAUCACCGCGAAUGUGAGUGCGGGCACGGGAGGUAUUGAUGCUAGUAUUGGAUUCGAGACGGCGAGGGAAGAGAAUAAGGGGAUGGCUGAUCUCGUUGCACUCGGUACAGUUAUGUCGAAUAAUCUCUGCGGAGGCGCGCAGAUGCCAUUUCGACCUGGCCGCGUUGAUGCGUUCGAAGCAGGAAAGACUACGGGCGUCCCGGCACCAGAGACGGAUCUAGAAGAGACACUACUUUUCUUCGAGCGCGCAGGGUUCGACAAGGUGGAUGCUAUUGGGCUCACGGCUUGCGGACACACUCUGGGUAGCGUACACCACGGCGGCUUCCCGGAGGCUGUAGACGAGAGCUUCGUCACGCCCAGUAACACGAAUGGCGGUAGUAAUUUCGACACUACACGCGGCGUCUUCGAUCCAAAUGUCCUCGGCGAAUACUUGAACGGAACGGGAAAAAAAGGAGGACCGCUAGUCAUGUCGUAUAACGACACGAUGAAUUCCGAUAAACGGCUUUACGAGAGCGAUAAGAAUGCGACGAUGCGCACUCUCUUCGCACAAGGAGUUGGAUUUCUCGAUACGUGUGCCGAGCUCAUGGGUCGCGCCAUCAAUACUGUGCCUGCUGGUGUUCAGCUCAGCGAAUCGAUUGCUAUUAUGCCGUUCAAGCCGUUCAACACGACCUUUGACUUCGACCAGGAUGGGAGGUUGACGCUUUCGGGAAAGAUCAGAAUCCUGACACCGGCAGCGUGGCACGUUGGCGCCGAAGAUGAGUGGGAUGAAUAUGGUACUGAGUGA